CAGUUUCAACCAAAGGAAAAAACUCAAGAAUUAUUUAUUACAAAGAUUUUUUCAAAUAUUCUGAACACGAACGUGAAUCGUUCAUGUUCCACGAUUUUCUGCAAAAACGAAAACAAUGAAAAAGCAUUCAAAUGAAUAACCUAAAAACAAUGGAGUCAGAACUCCAAGACCUAAAUUCAUCAUCAAAACCACCACCGCCACCAGUUCCCGACGACCUUCCUCUUCUCAAACCCAUCACCACCGUCUUCGCUUCCAACACCAUCGACCUCGAGAACAAAUUCUCCCCUUACGUUCGCCGUGAUGUUUAUGGCACAAUGGGACGUGGCGAGUUACCUACGAAGGAGAAGGUUUUAUUGGGAGUUGCAUUGGUUACGCUUGUUCCUGUUAGGGUUGUUUUGGCUAUGACGUUGUUGGUUUUGUAUUAUUUGAUUUGUAGGGUUUGUACGGUUUUUUCUGUUCCUAAUAGGGAAGAUGAACAAGAGGAUUAUGCUCAUGUUGUUGGUUGGAGAAGGGUUGUUAUUGUUCAGUGUGGGAAAAUGCUUUCUAGAAUUGUGCUUUUUGUUUUAGGGUUUUAUUGGAUUAGACAAUCUUCUUUUUGUGCUCAUCAAAACCCUACCUCAUCAUCCAAUGAGAAGAAAAAUAAAAGCCAGCCUGCACAGACGGGAAGACCCGGUGUAAUAAUAUCUAAUCAUGUAUCAUACAUUGAUAUUUUGUAUCACAUGUCUAACUCAUUCCCAAGUUUUGUUGCUAAGAGAUCAGUGGGUAAAAUUCCUCUAGUUGGUCUCAUCAGUAAGUGUCUUGGUUGUAUCUACGUUCAGCGGGAGUCAAAGACAUCAGACUUCAAGGGUGUUUCAGCUGUUGUCACUGAAAGAAUUCGAGAAGCUCAUCGAAAUGCAUCUGCUCCAAUUAUGAUGUUAUUUCCAGAAGGUACAACCACAAAUGGAGAAUAUCUCCUUCCAUUCAAGAGUGGUGGUUUUCUGGCGAGUGCACCAGUACUUCCGGUAAUUUUAAAUUACCAUUACCAGAGAUUUAGUCCUGCCUGGGAUUCCAUAUCAGGGGUGCGUCAUGUGAUUUUUCUUCUCUGUCAGUUUGUAAACUAUAUGGAAGUGACAGAGUUACCUACGUACUAUCCCUCACAACAAGAGAAAGAUAAUCCCAAACUAUAUGCAAAUAAUGUUAGAAAGUUGAUGGCUACUGAGGGUAAUAUGUUACUUUCAGAUAUUGGGCUAGCUGAGAAACGAAUAUAUCAUUCUGCUCUUAAUGGUUUGUUUUCUCAAUGCUAAUCUGGCUUUGUGCCCUGUGUAUUCACUGGAUGGUACUAUUAUGUCAUGAAAAAGAAAGUUAACAUAGAAAAUUCUUUGCUGAGCAAGAUUCAUAUUUGAAAUGUAUCUGAUCAUGGAUCCUUCUUUUAGAGCAUAGUGCCGUUCAGCAUAGAGACUUUCUGGUACUAAUUUUUGGCUGAUCCUCUCAAGUGUGAGGUGGUUUACAGUAUAAUGGCUGAUUCUGAUCAUUUGUUUUAUUGCUUAGGGAGAUUUAGAGCCUGUUUGAAACACUUCCCAAAAACUCUUUUAGUUUUUAAAAACUUGAAAAUUAAAACUUUUUUGCUAAAUUAAUUUUUAAAAUUACAGUAUUGGAAACUGUUUUGAACUUUUUAGUUUUGAGGACUAAAACUAAAACAUGUAAAAAGAUAACUAUUGUGAAAAAGGGAUUUGUAUAUUUCAAAAACUGAAAACAAAAACUAUUUCAAACAGGCUCUUAGCUCCAAGUUUUUAACCUAGUAAUCUUGACAAGUGCUGAAGGUUUUAUACUAAAUGGUAGGAAUUGUAAUAUAUAGGAACACAGAAGCACGUAAAUAUGUAAAAUAUUUGAUUUUAUGAAUUUUACUAUCAUCUAGUUUGAAUUUUUUAUAUUUUA
Medicago truncatula (barrel medic) is the source of this 1914-nucleotide messenger RNA. Its product is annotated as lysophospholipid acyltransferase LPEAT1. Gene Ontology annotation, molecular function: lysophosphatidylethanolamine acyltransferase activity. The record is from RefSeq and is a predicted model, not a curated record. The coding region runs from base 132 to 1283 and encodes 383 amino acids. NCBI's taxonomy places the organism in Eukaryota, Viridiplantae, Streptophyta, Magnoliopsida, Fabales, Fabaceae. Gene Ontology annotation, cellular component: endoplasmic reticulum. Gene Ontology annotation, biological process: phospholipid metabolic process. The transcript is spliced from 9 exons.